ACUUUUCUCGCCGCACCCCGAUUUUACGAAACCGCCAAAACCCCCCGGGCGACUCUCCAGGUCUGCGUCCUCUCCACCGCAAUCUCUCAGGAUGCCCUCGCUGGCCAGCAAGUGUGCCACGGGCGCCAGCCCGGCCGGCCCCAGGCGCCGUCCUGCACAAUGCGCCGUCUCGCCCCAGGCCGGCUCACCUCGCGCGGCCCUAGCGCCCGCCAACUACAUAGCACCAUCAUCCAGCAACGACGCUUUGUCUGAGCCUUUUCCACACGUUUUUCGGAACAAACAAACAAACAAAAAACAAACAAAAAAAGACCGGACCCCAGUCUUCCAAAGCAGCGUCCAGCAAGAACACUGGAUCCCAGAAACACAUCCACUCGACCAUGAGAGCCACGCUGCGGGCCCCUGUCUUCGCCGCGGCCGUAGUGCUCUUUUUUUGCCGGCUAUGUCUAGCCCAGGACUUUCAGCCCGACGUGCACAUGACGGCCUGGAACAAGCAGGCCGCGUCGCUGAUCUCGUACUUCGACCAGUCGUCGCACGUGUUGGCGUUUUUCGACACGUUCGUGGCGCUUUCGACCGACGACGGCGCGUCCUGGACCGAGUUGCCGCUUUUCAAAGACAGCCCGCCCGUGCUCAUCGAAAUGGACCCGUUUUUCCCCGAACGAGCGUUUGCCUUCUCGCCGGGCUCGCGCCACUACGUGACCAACGACCGCGGCCAAAGCUGGCUGCUGUUCGAAAUGCACUCGGCGAGCCAGAACCAGCCCAUGUCCUCGUGGAACUCCGUGCAGGUGCUGUUGAACCGGGCCAACAAGGACUACGUGCUCCUCACGUUCGGCCACUGCACCGGCCUCUUUUCCUCCUGCGAGUCCGAGGUGUUCUACUCGAAAGACGGGCUCAAAAGCAACCCCCUCCCUGUGCUUGCCGGCGUGGAGAGGUGUGUAUUCGCCCGCUCGAACCUGGACUUCGACCCGCUGGUGAGGCUGGAAACCAUGUUCUGCUCCCGGAACGACGUCAACUCGUUUGGCCACGUGGUCAAGUCGAACCUCCUCAAGUCCACCGAUUUCUUCCAGACCCACGAGGUCGUGGACCACAUCUACAUCAAACACGGCCAGAUCAUCGACGUGCGCGUCGAGUCGGCGUUCCUCGUGGUCGUGUUGAAGAAGGACAAGUUCAACGAGGCCCAGGUCACGUUGGUGGUGUCCAAAGACGCGGCCACCUUCCGCAGUGCCGACCUCGACUUUGAAAUCACCUACGGCGCCAUCAUCUUCCUCAAGUCCACGCCCGUGUCCUUGCGCUUGUCGUUGUUCUACCAGGGCAGACACACCAAGGAGGAAGUGAUGUACUUCUCCGACUCCAGCGGCCUCAAGUUCCGCAAAAUCGCGAAUGUCGGGCUCUUCUCUGCGUCCAGCUCCAACAACGUGGACGGCCUGUGGUUUGCGGACGUCAGGCUUUCCGAAAACAGCGCGGACAUGCUCACAAGAUACUCUUUCGAUGACUGCAAAACGUGGGAGCCCCUCCGCAUCAUCGACGACGAAAGCUGCAAAGUCCAGGACGGCUGCUCUCUUCAUUUCGUGCCCGAGAUCGGCGCGAGCAUGCAUCCCACAUCGAUGCAAACACCUGACAUUCUCGUGGCGCCGGGGGCCAAGGGCUCCUCUUUCAACUUGGACCUGGGCGUCGACACGUACGUCUCACGUGACGGCGGCGCUUCCUGGAAACUUGCGGUCGAGGGCCUCGCAAUGCCGGCGUACGCUGAUCGGGGCAAUGUGCUUGUUUUGAUGUCCCUCACUGUGUUUGGCGAUGCCCUGAACAAGCUCCAUUUCUCUUUGGACCAGGGCAAACUGUGGUCCACCUACGAGCUCGAAGUGGCUGUGUCACCUGUCAACAUUGUCACAUUGCUGGACUCGUCAACCACGAAACUUGUGGUUCUAGGCCGCAGCGGCGAAAAUACCAUUGCAUACUCGGUUGAUUUCAAGAACGCGUUUGGGGGCAAGACCUGUACAAAGGACGAUUUCGAGAAUGUAAAUGCCCGUGUUUCGGCAGAGCUCGACGGGCCUACUUGUGUCCACGGCCACAAGUCCGCUUUUUCCAGGAGAAAGCAGGAUGCGCAGUGUCUUGUGAAGGCAGGGCCUGGUGCCAUCGAAACGAAGAAUCUGCCUUGCGAAUGUACUGCCGCAGACUUCGAGUGCUCACCUUACUUCAAGCUUUCCGACAAAGGAGCUUGUGUGCCCGUUAAAGAUGAAAUAUCCAAGCUAUGCCAGUCUUCUAAGAAAAAGAGUGUGAAAAUCCCCCAUCAGCAGCAAAUCUCUGGGAACGAUUGCUCUUUCUCGAAAAGCUCGAAGUCCGAUUUCAUCGCGGAGACCGAGUUUGACUGCAAGACCAUCGAAGAGGAAAAGGGCGACUAUGCCGAAGAUGCUAUCUCAGUCAAGCUUUCCACGUUUGAAGGUGUCCUCGAUCAAUACUCGUAUGUGGAGAGCAAUAACAGGUUAAGCAACAUCUUGGUACACACCAACAAAAACGUUGUGCAUGCAUCAAACAAUGGCGGAUCAUCCUUCGUUGAUGUCCCUGUGGAUGAAGAUAUUCUAUUUUUUCUUGUUGGACCCGUCACGGAGACUGCAGUGCUUGUAUCUUUGAGAAGUUUGUAUUUUUCCACUGAUGGAGGUAAUACGUUCACGAAAUUGCAAUCACCAGGUAUUCCUACCACUCUUGGGCAGCCAGUUUUAUUUCACCCGGUUGACGCCAACAAAUUUAUUUUCAUUGCCGCGGACCAACUGGGCUUGGACAGCAUAACCUACUAUACAGAGGAUGGUGGAGCGUCAUUCAAGAAAAUGCCCAUCAGUGCUAGCGUAUGUGAAUACGUUGCGGAUCUGGUCGGUUCGGAUCAGAACCUCAUGUAUUGUUUGACUGGAAACAGCGGCCAAAAAGAGCUAGUGUCUUCCACUGAUUACUUCCAAACAUCCACUGUUCUUUUCAAAAACGUUCUAGCAUUUGCAAGUAAACCCGACUUUGUUCUUGUUGCAACCGUAACGGAAGAAAAGGCCUUGCAGUUGAAAAUUACCUCUGACGGCACUACUUUUGCAGAUGCAGACUUUCCCACAGAUUUUACUGUGGAUGCCCAAACCACAUACACCAUUUUGGAAUCCCAUCGUCAUUCCGUAUUUCUUCAUAUCACGACCGAGGAUGGGGAAGGGAGAGAGUUUGGCUCUCUUGUCAAAUCGAACUCAAACGGAACGUCGUAUGUCUUGUCCUUGGAAAAUGUGAACAGAGAUCACCGUGGGUUUGUUGACUAUGACAAGAUUGAUAUUUUGGAAGGUGUUUUAGUUGCCAAUACCGUUAGAAAUCCUAACGGCAAGGGCCCAAAAGAGCUUAAAACUCAAAUGUCUUUCAACGACGGAAGUCAAUGGUCUUAUUUGACUCCGCCAUCGCUUGACUCCGAGGGUAAGAAAUACUCCUGUAUUGGGAGCCCACUUGACAGAUGUUCCCUCAAUUUGCACGGAUUCACCGAGAGGCCCGACUACAGAGACACUUUCUCGUCGGCUUCUGCGAUUGGAUACUUGAUCGGUGUUGGGAACGUAGGUGAAUCGCUCAAGUCUUAUGAAGAUGCUUCCACUUUCAUAUCUGCCGAUGGAGGUGUUACAUGGAAAGAAAUAAGUAAAGGCGUAUUUUUGUGGGAAUACGGAGACCGAGGAACGAUCCUACUCUUGGUAAAUGCGGUCGCAGCGACCGAUGUAUUUUUGUUUUCCACCGACGAUGGAAAUACCUGGCAAACUCACAAAUUCGCAGACAAGCCAGUAAAGGUCAGAGAUUUGGCUACUGUACCCACAGACACUGCAAGAAAGUUUGUUAUUUUUGCCGAGGAUGAUAAAGAUGCGUCGAAAACUCUUGUGUACUCGCUUGACUUCACCAACUUUUAUAAGAGACAGUGUCAGAUUGAUUUGGAUCAUCCACUCAAUGAUGACUUCGAAUAUUGGACGCCCAGACAUCCCGAGUCUGCGGAUAACUGUUUGUUUGGUCAUGAAUCUCAUUAUUUACGGAGAGCUCAAGGCCACUACGACUGUUUUAUUGGAGCAGCUCCCCUCAGUGAGGGAAUGAAGACCGUCAAAAAUUGCACCUGUAGUAGAAGAGACUACGAGUGUGACUACAAUUACUUCAGGGACACAGACGGCACAUGCAAACUCGUGAAGGGAUUAAGCCCCCAGGACCGAAAGGAGCAGAUGUGCAGCAAGCCCGGCACUUUCGAAUAUUUUGAGCCCACAGGAUACAGGAAGAUUCCGUUGUCCACUUGUGUUGGCGGAAAAACAUUCGAUUCAUGGGAUGUGCGUCCAUGCCCUGGUCAUGAAAAAGAAUUCAAUGAGGAGCAUGGUCGGAACUUUACUUUUGGUAAGCUUUUGCUUCUCGUUCUUCUUCCAAGCGCGGUGUUUUUCGGGGCCACAUGGUUUGUGUACGAGAGAGGCAUCAAGCGAAACGGAGGCUUUGCGAGACUUGGGCAAAUCAGGUUAGACGAGGACGACAACUUCCAACCCAUUGAGGAGAAUAAUAUCGAUGUUGCUGUCAACCGUAUAGUAAGAGGCGGGAUCGUUGUGAUUGCUGGCAUCGUGGCCGCCGUGAAGACAGUUCGUAAAAUCGACCGGAAGUUGCUUGAAAAUGCUGCCAGAAUUGCCUUUGGUCGCAGACCUGGACGUAGAGACUACGUCCGUGUGCCAGAUGAUGAAGACGAGCUUUUUGGAAACUUUGAAGAUAACUACGAGGACGAAUUGGGAGAGGCUGCAGAUGUGAACUUCGAGGUUGACGAUGAACCCGAUCAAUUUGAUGAUUUUGCAAGUAGCGAGCCAGCAGAAGCUGAUGCACGUCUCUUUGAUAUUGAUGACGAAGAAUCCCAACCUCUUUCUGAAUCUGAAGAGCCCCAGGUUUAAUUCACAUACGUUUACAAUAAAGUAAC
Metschnikowia bicuspidata var. bicuspidata NRRL YB-4993 is the source of this 4930-nucleotide messenger RNA. It is a transcript of the gene PEP1, whose product is annotated as type I sorting receptor. Gene Ontology annotation, biological process: Golgi to vacuole transport; Golgi to endosome transport; protein targeting to vacuole. Gene Ontology annotation, molecular function: protein binding. The transcript has a single exon. The coding region runs from base 378 to 4904 and encodes 1508 amino acids. The record is from RefSeq and is a predicted model, not a curated record. Gene Ontology annotation, cellular component: membrane; Golgi apparatus. NCBI's taxonomy places the organism in Eukaryota, Fungi, Ascomycota, Pichiomycetes, Serinales, Metschnikowiaceae.